Molecule: messenger RNA, 991 nt
Organism: Suillus plorans
Lineage: Eukaryota; Fungi; Basidiomycota; Agaricomycetes; Boletales; Suillaceae
Exons: 3
Coding region: 69-782 (237 amino acids)
Source: RefSeq, a predicted model, not a curated record
GUGAUUCUUAUCUUCACAUCUUCACCAUCUUUCACUUGCAUUGCCAGCACCAUAGUCCUGUAUUAGCCAUGCCUGCAACUCCUGCAUCCACUUCUGGCACUCUGAAUGCCGGAAGCCAUUACCGACCCCUGAAGCUGAGCCUUGGAACUAUUUCCUGCACAUUGGCAAUGGCUGGAUCGCGGGUCUGUGCAUGCAUCUCUCAAUAUCAGACGGAAGCUGCCAACAAUGGUCUAUCUUCUGACCGGAUAAAGUAUUUUAAAGCUGGGCUGCAAUGGGAGAUGAAUACUUUUGUCACACCACUCCUGCAGUACUCAGCUUCACAGAAUAUCGUGUCGGUUCUUCCGGUCCCUGUCGCUUAUAUCCUUAAGUUGUAUCCCAUGCUAACCUGGAACACGGUUCCGGACGACGUCUUUUCAUUCCACCUCCUUUCAUUUGAUGAUGAGGCAAUUGCAGGACAUCCGUCCCGGAUUGUGUUUGCAUAUACAUGUCCAUGGUGGAUGGGAAACACCACAAUCCCGGAUCAACCAUGGCAGUGGGAUGAAAUAAUGGCUUCCUGCGUCUCUCACUACCAGUAUUGGGCGCUUAAUGUUGAGGAUGAUGCUUUGGUUCUUCCAGAGAAGUUGAGAAACACUUCGACUCCACCACUUAUGGGACUGAGGUGGAUUAAAGAACACAUGGAAGCAUUGAUGGAGGAGCAAGAUGAGGGCAUCAAAGCCAAGAUGGCAGAGGUGAAGAUGUACACUGACAUGUUAGAGAAAUUGAGGAAAGGCAAAGGAGUGUAGUCCCAUUCAGUGUUCAUUGUAUACAAGAUGUAAAAUAUUCUAUGCAUUCAAAAAUCUUGCACCCGAGUCCCGGAAGCCCAGGUCCCGAGUCCCGAAUUUCGGAGUUCGGGGUUCGGCGACCCGGAGCUCGGCAACUGUGUUGGGUGUCAGGGUAUCCGGAGCAUUGGAGAUAGCAUGUGUCAGUAUUUUGCGUUUCAUGGUUCAUGUUU